AUGAUUAGCACAGGAUUGCCUCUGUUUACCUUAUCAAAAAUAUGUCAUAAUUGUUUUUUCAAACAGACGAGAUCGCUAUCGCGAUAUUCGUCAAAGGAUAAAGUGAAAGGAAGGCGCAGACUGCUGCCUAGACCUAAUACCGAAAAAUUCAAUUCCGCUCGUAGUGGUGUUGGCGUUGGUGUUGGUAAUGGAGCUGGUGCUGGUGCUCGUGUUGGUGUUGGUGCUGGUGCUGGUAGUGUUGCAGCAAAGGUAUUUGAGUCUGGGAACUUUUCCCAAUUGCAUAAUAAUGGUUUGAGCAAACAAGCACAAACUGCUGGCCUUGAUUUGAAACAGAAAAUCACUAGUUUUGACCAACUAAAAGUUUUUCCAUCUGUUAGAGAAGCAAUGAUCAAGGAGAUCAAAUCGCAAUAUAAUCUCAAAGGGCCUCAGCAUUCGUCAAUUGAUGAUGUAGUGAUUAAACCAACUCCAGUUCAAAUUGCUGCCAUCCGUAAGAUUAAUCAAACCAGAAAAAUCAAAGUUGCCAAGAACUUGGAUGAAAUGUCUGAAGGUGAGCGAAUACAAAUUGAAUUGCAAACCAAAAACGAAGAACAAAAGACCAAGAUCUUUACUGUGGCUGCCGAAACCGGCUCGGGAAAGACAUGGGCAUAUUUAGCCAAUAUCAUGUCCAAGCUCAAGGAGGAUGAUUACAAAUGGUUCAAUCAAAGCCCGGAAGCCUACAAUUCAUUCAAAAGUUCCGAACAAGUUAGAUCUGUUAUACUUUUACCAACACAUGAGUUGGUGGAGCAAGUAUACGAAACUUUGAAAAGGGCCAAUUCGUUUUUAUUGGAGUAUGAAAACGUGCCACUGCAGUAUAAAGAGUUUCUAAAUUUGCCAGAGCACCAUACUUUGGGUUUAUCUAUAGCAAAACUAUCUCAUGGUGAUGCUCCAAUCAACGUGUAUAAGCAAUUACGAAAUCGCGGUAAGAUUGAUAUUUCGAUCACUACACCGGGAAAGAUUACAAGUUUUUCUAAACUUGAAUCGAUUGAUCGUCCAUUUAAGAUCUUCAAGAGUAUACGGUAUUGUGUAAUUGAUGAAGCAGAUACCUUGUUUGAUGAUUCUUUUUUGAAAGAUACCACUGCAGUGGUGAAGAAUUUUCCCAAGUUGCUUGAUUUGAUUUUGGUUUCUGCAACAAUUCCCAAGGAGUUUGAAAAGACUUUGCUGCGGUUGUUUCCAGACCAAAAAUCUCUUAUUCGUGUUGCUACUCCUUCCCUUCACAAGAUUUCGAAAAACAUCAAGGUGAUGACUUUGGAUGCCGACUUGGCUCCCUAUAAUGGUUCCAAGACAAGAUGCUUAGCGCAAGCCAUCUACGCCAUUUCAAAAGAUGGUACUGAGCAUAACCAUGUUAAGCGUAUCAUCAUCUUUGUCAAUGAAAAAGCGGAAGUGGAUGGUCUUGUUGAUCUUUUGCAAAGCAAGUAUCAUAUCAGAAGAGAAGAUAUAUGUGGUAUAUCCGGAUCUGUUAAUGUUGGAGAUCGUAAAGAUUACAUUGAACCAUUUUUGAAACCAGCGCAGUUGUUGGAGGAUGAUGUUGACCAGAGUAAAAUCAAGAUAUUGGUUACAACGGAUUUGCUUGCUCGAGGAAUGAACUUUAUAGGAAUCAAGAAUGUGAUACUCAUGGGAUUGCCAAAAAGCUCUGUUGAGCUCGUGCACAGAUUGGGACGUACUGGAAGAAUGAACCAACUGGGACGUGUUUUCAUCAUUGUUGAUAAGAAGUCAAGGAAAUCUUGGGUGAAGGGAUUGGGGUCGGCAAUUAUGAAGGGUUCUAGAAUUGGAUAA
Molecule: messenger RNA, 1812 nt
Organism: Lodderomyces elongisporus
Lineage: Eukaryota; Fungi; Ascomycota; Pichiomycetes; Serinales; Debaryomycetaceae
Gene: MRH4
Product: ATP-dependent RNA helicase
Exons: 1
Coding region: 1-1812 (603 amino acids)
Biological process (GO): mitochondrial large ribosomal subunit assembly
Cellular component (GO): mitochondrion
Molecular function (GO): nucleic acid binding; ATP binding
Source: RefSeq, a predicted model, not a curated record